AUAAUAGGAACAAUCAACAAUGAGGCUUUGGCGCAUAUUUGGGUUGCUGUUGCUGGUAGUUGGGCUUGCAGUUGCACACAAAUCUAGUGAAGAGUGCAACGAUAGCAAAGAAAGUAAACAAUGCAAGGACAGUUCAGAGGAUGGUGGCAAUACCGGUGGUGAAGGUGGUGAUGAUAAUGGAGGCGGUGAAGUUGAUGGAGGAAGUGGUGAAACAGGUGGUACCAGCCGGUGCACAGACAAAGCAGAUGGCACAAUUCUUCCGUCGUAUGAUUGCAGCAUGUUCGUAAUAUGCGAAGGUGGAAAGGAACUCGAAGAACCCUGUCGACCAGAUGGUACGAUGUUUGACCCGGAACGAGUCGUUUGUGAUUAUCCAGAAAAUGUAAAAUGCUGGGAAGGUGAUCUUUGUGCUGGCAAGGAUGAUGGUACGAUCGUUCCUUCGGAAAACUGUGCGAACUUCAUUGUUUGUGAAGGUGGACGCUUUGGAGAAGAAUUUACCUGUGUUCCGGAUGGAACUCUCUUUGAUUAUCAGCGUGGAAUUUGUGAUCAUCCAGCGAAUGUCAUCUGCUGGGGUUCCGAUGGCCCAAAUACAUGUGAAGGAAAAGCCGAUGGAGCGCUAGCCCCUUCAAUUGAUUGUUCAAAAUAUGUCGUUUGUAAGGGAGGUGUAAAGGACGAAGAAGUUCAAUGUCUACCGGAAGGUACUGUUUUCGAUCACGUCCGAGAAGUGUGUGAUAUUCCUGAAAAUGUAGAAUGUUGGGAGCCAGGAAGUGGAGGAAGUGGUGGUGAUUCAAACUCUACUACAGCAUUACCACCAACUAGACCACCACUAGAUGGAGAUAUUCCAAAAGAUAUUUGCAAGGGAAUUAUCGUCGAAAUUAUACCUCAUCCCACGGAAUGCACAAAAUAUAUAGUCUGUGUUAUGGGACAGCCAACUGUUGAGACUUGCGACGAAGAUGAAAUCUUCUAUCCAUCGAUCGGUGUUUGCGGGUAUGGUAAUACAGAAACCUGUGAAGGAGACGAAAAGUGGCUGUUUAGUUACCUUAGCGAGCAUGAGAUGAAGUAUGGAGUUACCGUCUGGAAUGAAUCAGUGAUAUUUGGUAACUGUCCACGGGCAAAUAGUUGGCAACAUUUGGCUAAAAUAAUAAUGAAACUCCUCGUGGUUUACACGAUUGCCCUGGUGGCAAGUAUCCACGCUGCAGUUGACACUGAGUGCGUUGGGAUUCGAAAUGGAAGCACCUUCAGGGAUAGGAAUGAUUGCUCCAAGUAUUACUCUUGCCAGAGUGGAAAAUUUGAACAGCAUAAAUGUCCAGCGCCGUUGAAUUGGGAUCAAGUUAAUCGUAUUUGUCAAAUACCAGAAUCGGUAUCUUGUGAUAUUGGACCGUUCAUUUCGGCCCCGGUACCUGAAAAACCUGUUUGGACAACUGCCCCAGUCAUCAUCACAACAAGGGUACCAAUAGAUGUCGAGAGUUCCAACGAUUUACCGCUGGAUGAGGGCAAAUGCCCAAAGAAUGGAGUUUCGAGUGUUCCUCAUAAGGAAAGUUGCUCCAAAUACGUCAUGUGCUUUGACGGCGUUCCGGUCGUGCAAGAUUGUGCUCCAGGAUUGCAUUUUGAUGCACACUCCAGUCAGUGCACUUAUCCAAUCUACGCCAAAUGUGGUCUUCAGGAUAGAAUAUGCCCAAUGUGGAACGAUCCCUACAGGAUGAUCUUUAUUGCAGAUAAAUUUGAUUGUGCCAAGUACUACUAUUGCUACAAUGGAGAGCCUCAUGAAAACAGCUGCGCUCAGGGACUGCAUUGGGAUCCAACCAACAAUUGGUGUACACCAGUUGAAAAAUCGCAUUGUUCCAAUUUCACUCCAUACAGAGAAGUAUACGAGCCUCUGCUGACUCCGAAAACAGUUUCUUGCAUGGAUGAGACCCCCCACUGGGUUGAACAUCCGAGGAGCUGCCGUCAUUAUUACCUUUGCUACAAGGGCAAGGCUAUGUUGAAACGCUGUGAUGAAGGACUAUUUUGGGAUAAUGAGGCCGGUUCGUGCAACUACGGUUCAAUUGCCAGCUGUAGAAAGUAGUUUCAGAGGAUAAUGUGAUGCAAUAAUAUCAUGAGAUGCAAGUUUUUAUU
Ochlerotatus camptorhynchus is the source of this 2112-nucleotide messenger RNA. RefSeq lists its product as uncharacterized. Gene Ontology annotation, cellular component: extracellular region. The record is from RefSeq and is a predicted model, not a curated record. The transcript is spliced from 3 exons. NCBI's taxonomy places the organism in Eukaryota, Metazoa, Arthropoda, Insecta, Diptera, Culicidae. Gene Ontology annotation, molecular function: chitin binding. Bases 20 to 2062 code for a protein of 680 amino acids.